Messenger RNA from Vicia villosa (hairy vetch), 570 nucleotides. Its product is annotated as protein MAINTENANCE OF MERISTEMS-like. NCBI's taxonomy places the organism in Eukaryota, Viridiplantae, Streptophyta, Magnoliopsida, Fabales, Fabaceae. Bases 1 to 570 code for a protein of 189 amino acids. Gene Ontology annotation, biological process: meristem maintenance; meristem development. The transcript has a single exon. The record is from RefSeq and is a predicted model, not a curated record.
AUGCUUGAGAGAUGGAGGCCUGAGACACACACAUUUCAUUUGCCAACUGGUGAAUGUACAAUCACUUUAGAGGAUAUAAAUAUGUUGUUUGGUCUCCGCAUAGAUGGUAAGGUUGUAGUAGGCGAAACCGAAGGCCCCGAUUAUGCUUGUGUAGAUGCUUUAGGCGUAGAACCUAUUGGUGAUAGGGUGAAGGGUGCAGUAAAAUUGAGAUGGAUCCAUAACGAGUUGUUUGAGUUAGAAGAACAUUCUCAACAAACCGAGCAGGAAAAUAUACUGCAUGCAAAAUUAUAUAUCUUAAGUAUGAUUGCAGUUUUAUUUCCUGAUAAAUCUCAUAAUGUGUUGCAUUCUUCUUGGUUCAAAUUUGUCAAAGAUUUUGAUGAAUGCGGAAAAUAUAGUUGGGGAUUUGCGUGUUUGUCUUAUCUUUAUAGGGAGAUGUGCAAAGCAUGUCGUGUAGGAUGCAUGAGUCUUGGAGGCUGCUCACUCAUUCUCGCUGUGUGGACCUACUAUCGCAUUCCACGACUUGCUCCAAGGAGUGAAAUUGCUCCAUCCUAUCCAUACGCCACUAGGUAA